Molecule: messenger RNA, 297 nt
Organism: Stereum hirsutum FP-91666 SS1
Lineage: Eukaryota; Fungi; Basidiomycota; Agaricomycetes; Russulales; Stereaceae
Exons: 3
Coding region: 1-297 (98 amino acids)
Source: RefSeq, a predicted model, not a curated record
AUGUCCUCAUCAUCUGCAAUAAUUCUCAAUCGUCCCUUUGAUGCCCACAUUCAAGUCCGUAUAGAAGCAAUUGUCAACAUUGCAGCAGACUCGAACGAAGCCGUUAUCUAUUACCGGUACAGUUUCAUCCUCCAUCACCAAGAGACUGUCACUCCGGCGGGUGCAAAUGCCGCUCGGCGGGGCCUUGGUGCUUUAAGGAGAGAUGUCGGGCGUCACCGUCUUCCAGCGAGCAUCCUCGGACACCAGAUGCAUGGCAGGGUAUUCGAAUCGCCGUACGAGCGGGGUCGAGAGCUCUGA